Molecule: messenger RNA, 400 nt
Organism: Eurypyga helias (sunbittern)
Lineage: Eukaryota; Metazoa; Chordata; Aves; Eurypygiformes; Eurypygidae
Product: non-specific lipid-transfer protein-like
Exons: 4
Cellular component (GO): cytosol
Source: RefSeq, a predicted model, not a curated record
CACUGGCCGUAUUGCGGCUGUGCCUCUCAGCGCAGCUGUUGACGGAUUUAAGUCACAUUUGAUCUUCAAAGAGAUUGAAAAGAAGCUCCAAGAGGAAGGAGAGCAAUUUGUCAAGAAAAUCGGUGGAGUGUUUGCCUUCAAAAUAAAAGAUGGUCCCGGUGGGAAAGAAGCAACUUGGAUAGUCGAUGUGAAAAAUGGUAAAGGCUCUGUGGCGGUUAAUUCAGAUAAGAAGGCGGAUUGUACAAUUACAAUGGCUGACACUGAUCUGUUAGCUCUCAUGACUGGCAAAAUGAAUCCUCAGACGGCAUUCUUUCAAGGCAAAUUGAAGGUUUCUGGGAACAUGGGCAUGGCAAUGAAACUUCAGAAUCUACAACUUCAGCCAGGCAAAGCUAAACUUUGA